GGUUUGGGAGGUAGAUGCAUUGCCAGGCACUUCAGCAGCGGCGGUGGGAUCUGCUCAUGGCUUGAGCUGCUGCGGACCGACACAGCAAUGCUCCUCAACCGCUCAGAUGCAAAGGAGGAAGGUGCGUCUGAUGGAAGACUGAGAAUUCUCGCUGGAUCAACCAUCACCGAUAAUCACUGUGUGUGUGUGUGACUUUCCAGAUCCAGGGGCGGCGCGCGACGCUGCUGAAGUAGCCAAGGCAGCUGCGCCGUCGGCCGAUGCCGGCAGUGCAAACACAGAUGGGCCCGCUCAGUAACAAGACGACACGCUGAUCUCGCUGCAGAUCUCUGCUCAUCGCCUGGCUGGUUAAUCUGUUGUCGUCGGGUCGUUGGGCGUAUAGGAUGGACAUAGAGGAUCUGUCGGCGGCGUUGGAGUUCUCGUCGCGGCUGCCUGAGGGCGCACCGUACAAACGAUGGAAGACGCCCAGAGGCCUGUCCGUGACCGGUAGACGCCGGCAAGAACGGGCGACGGACGGCUCAGUGCAGAUGCCUGUGCGUUGUGUGUGUCGCCUGUGGGUGUGGUCAGACAUGUCGAGUCAGCUUUGGUGCGAGAAACAGGCAGAGUUCGUGCUGGAAACAGGUAUACGGGCGGCUAAGGAUCCAGUGGGUGUGUAUGUGUAUGUGUAUGUGCGUGUGUCACACAGGCAUCAAGCGCCGCACGGCGGCCAUGAUUGCGGGCACUGCCCGGCACGACGAGCUGGAGCGACUCGACCACGACAUAGAGGAAAUAGAAGUACGUCCACGCACGCAGACCCCGCGAGCACCCUCCCACACGUGGUUGAUCUCUGUGUGUGUGUGGAUGUGUCAGGUUGAGACCGCCGAGGACCAGCUGGGCGUUCGGCUGUGGAACGCCCUCAUGCUCAUCACCCAAGUGUGUCGCAAGGGGGAGGCGCGGGAGAUCCCCGUCUUCGGCGUCAUACAGGGGGCCUUGUUCAGAGGCAUCAUCGACGAGGUGCGCUGCGAGCACCACACACCACACACCACUGCAUCCACGACACACACACUUGCGCGUGUGCCGUCCGUCUAUCCAGGUUCGCAUAGUUGAGGAGAGCUUCAAAGGCCGCUGCGGGCGGUGGACGGUGAUAGGCGACACCAAGACAAGGCGGCAGGAGACCAUGCCCUCCAUGUCGCAGCAACAGGGGUCGGCCUUCCAGCUGCAGCUGUCAGUAUAUCCCCUCCCCUCCCCUCCACACACACACACACACACAGAUGACCGCCUCCACCAAGGAAGCUCUUUGUGUGCAGGUACUACCGUCUGUUGAAGGACCUGCGUGACGGCGUGACGCCGAUCGAGCCCAUGCUACAGUCAUGGGGCGUGGCCUUCGAGGGACGCUUCAAGUCCGACGCGCUGACUUCAUCCUUUGAGUCCAUCGACGAGCUCUGGCCCGCUGUGCUCGAAGCGGCCGCUGGCCUGCCCGAAAUCCGGCCAGGUACACAGGCACCAAGUGGGGGCCAACGGUGUCUGUCGCUUCAUGUGUGUCUGUUUCCCUCACAAAUCAGAGAUGGAGGUGGCGUAUGACUUCAACGGCAAGGAGUUCCACCGAUCGAGGAUCCCUUACGCCGAGCGGGCAGUCAUGUUCCAGCUGCGGGAGCUGCUGCAGUGGUGGAAGGGCGACAGACACGCCGAAGGUUGGUGGGCCUUGUACCUGGAUCGAUGCACGAUCUCUCUCUCUGUCUACCUCUCUUCAUGAGAUGUCUCUGUUAUGCAUGCAGGUGUGCAGCCGCGUGAGGCGUGGAAGUGCCGCUACUGCGACUUCUUGCUCGGCUGCCCCCUCACACCACUCACCGCCGAGCAGAUCAGCGAAGAAAUCGCCAAGCGCACACAAGAACUCGAGCAGCCACAGCAGCAAGAGCAAGAGCAGCAGGAGGGCGCAGCUGCUGUCGACAACAACAACAACAUCAACACCGACAAAGGGCCGGAGAGCGCGCCGCAGCUAGGCGGCCCCAACGACUCCCCAUCCGACAAACCACAGGCCGACAAACGGCCGGAUGCGCCUCACCCCUCCCCCUCCCCAGCAGCAGGCGCUGCAGCCGCCACGCCAUCCACUGGAGAUGGCUCGUCAGCCAGUGGCCCCCAACCACCACGACCACCCCAAGCAGCAGCAGCAGUAGGUGGAGUGAGGCGCGUCAAUCAAGUCCGAGGCCCACACCCCCUGCCGCCGCCGCGAGGGGCGGGCGGUGUGCCGAGGGGUGUGCCGAGGGGUGUGCCGGGGAGGGGCAUGGUGCCUCGGAGGCCACCGCCCCCUCCGAACCUGCAAGCGCCGGCAGCUGUUGGAGCGCCUCCAGAGGCAAACGAUGGCAGGGGUCGUGGCGUGAUGCAGAGGGGGAGGGGAAGGGCGGGUUAUGGGAAUGGGAGGGGGUUUGUCAACAGACCUGUGAGGCCACCGUUUGCCGCCGCUGGCGGCACAAGAUGACUCAACUCUAUGAAUGGACGGAUGCGUGGAUGGAUGGGCGUGUUGGGUGCUAGCUUUGAUGUGUGUACACAGAGACAGACGGACAGACAGACAGACAGGCAAGCACCAGAUGCCGUGCGGACCUGUAUGUGGCUGCAGGUGCCGCAACAGGGUGGGUGUACAGCUAGGCAGCUAUAUGGAUAUGGCUGUUGCAUCACGUGUUCCUUCUGACAGGGAGGCAGUACUGAAAAGGGUGUGCAAAUCG
Messenger RNA from Vitrella brassicaformis, 2696 nucleotides. Lineage: Eukaryota; Vitrellaceae. The record is from the annotation of a GenBank genome assembly.